Messenger RNA from Mugil cephalus (flathead mullet), 2438 nucleotides. It is a transcript of the gene cep57, whose product is annotated as centrosomal protein 57. Gene Ontology annotation, molecular function: gamma-tubulin binding; identical protein binding; microtubule binding. The record is from RefSeq and is a predicted model, not a curated record. The coding region runs from base 242 to 1729 and encodes 495 amino acids. NCBI's taxonomy places the organism in Eukaryota, Metazoa, Chordata, Actinopteri, Mugiliformes, Mugilidae. Gene Ontology annotation, cellular component: centrosome. The transcript has 11 exons.
AUCUAACGGGACAGGCUGGGUUAAGUAUCUUUCGUAACGCGCAGUACCAGUGGACUGUAGUGCUUACAAGUGAUGUUUUCCUUCUCAUAUUUUUUGCACAGGCAGCUCUAAGAGGAGUGGUGUAUGUCGUAAUUUUUAAAAAAUAGCGUGUAGUUUAUUGUAAGCUAACGUUAGCUUCAUUUGAAUAUUUUUCUUCCUGGUUUAAGCACAAAGCGAAGCAGACUGGAUUUGAUGCGUUUCAAUGGAGGCUCUGUCAAAACCUGAUGCUACGAGAGAGGAGGAGAAACCACCACCACCGAGCGGAGUAGUGUCUGAUAGUCUGUCCCUGCCGUCUUAUAAAGACUACCCUGCUCACCGUCCAUUCAUCAAGACACUUGUGCAUCACACACCUGAAACGCGCACACAUUACUCAUGCAGCCCACCAUCCCCCAGCAAAGCCUUCCCAGAGAGCAGCAGUGCAGCAAUCUUUUCUGCCUUGAGGAACCUCCAGGAGAAGAUCAGGAGGUUGGAGUUAGAGAAAGGACAAGCCGAGCUCAGUCUGCGUACAGCAGGGAACAAUGCGUCGCACGCACUUCUGCAGAAUAAGAAAGUCACACAGAGACACUUAAAUGGUCAGAUAAAUGCGGAAAGAGAAAUGAAUGACCGGUCUAACUGCAACCAAGUGUUGAUCACCCACCUCGCUGCCGCAGAGUCUCGCUGUGUGAAGCUGGAGCGUCAGCUGGAUCACAUGAGGAGGAUGCUGCGCAGCGCCAGGACAGAGAGGAGCAGCCUGCUCAAACAGCAGGUGUCCAUGGAGAGAGCCAGGUCGGCUGAUCAGCAGUUUGACACGGUGCCUGAGCGCGCCCAGCUGGAGAAGCUUGAGCGGCUGGAGCAGGAGUACCUCAGGCUGACACGCACACAGAACAAUGCAGAGAUGAAGAUUCGUGAGCUGGAGAUGAAACUAAAGGAAGAGGAGCACCAGAGAAAGCUCGUUCAGGAUAAAGCCAAACAGCUACAGACGGGUUUGGAGACCAAUAGGAUCCUCCUGCAGUCAGUGUCACCUCGCCUGUCCUUCAGGUCGUCCAAAGAGAAGAAGUCCAACUCAAAGAGAUCUUCACCGCAGCAGGUGUCCAACACACAGCCACACUACCGCCUGAGUCUCAGAGAUGUUCCUUUUGUAGCUGGAACGUCAGUAGGCGGCAGCCACUCGGUCAGAGCCAACGUCCAGUCAGUUCUGUCUCUCCUGAAGCGACACCAGCCGCACCUCUGCAACAACCGUGUCCUCUCUGGCAACGCUGACAGCCCCGAGACAGGUAGCCGCAGCCAUUCGGGCACUUCGUCGUCUUCCUCCGCCGGUAGCGAGGAGGAGCUUUCGGACCUGCUGCAGGCCCUACAGGAGGAGCUGCGACACAUGAGCUUGGAGCAGGAUGGGUUGAUGAGGCAGGUGGAGGACAGUGUGUCCGAACAGGAAAGAAGGGAGCUUCAGAGGGAGCAGGAGAGGCUGUUGCUGAAAAUGGAGAGGAAAGGAGAUCAGAUCAGUAAGCUCUACAAGCACAAAUCACAGAUAAAGAAGCUCAGGAAGGAAGCUCAUUACAGGCAAAGCAGCGAGAACAACGUGAGAGUGUCGACCACAGUGUCCACCAGAGGUCGCUCUGUGGUAGCAGUCAAAGUUAGACCAGGGGAGAGAAGUAAGAGAAAUCUGAGGCUGCUGAGGGACAUGAAGGCUCUGCAGACUUCAUUACAAACCUGAAACUCAACAGGACGUUAACGCAGGACAUAAGGUUACUAUUGUUGGUGCUAAUAUUAUCUCUGGCCAUUAUUUCACCUCUGACUGCCUCUGACUGCUGACAGCGUGUCUUCGAAAAUGUGUGAAAUUUAUCAAAACAAUGUUAAGUUAUUGCUUGAUUAGUAAUCCAAGCAUCUAAUAAGAAUGAUCAUUUAAAGAAACUCAAGGGUUUAAAUGAUUGAUUUAAUAUAUACAAGUACCAUUUAAGGAAGUGCGUAUUCGUGCAUGGAGCGUGCCUCUCGUCAUAGUCUUUUUUUCCCUUUUACCAGCAGAGGGCGCAAAUGUCUCACCGUGUCAGCCAGCCAGCCAGUUUUUAUUUUUUUUAGAGCAGUUUUCAAGCCCGAGAACGUAAGAAUUAAACAAAUCUGUUCCCUCUUAAAACCAUUCUUUAAAGGCAAAACAUGUGGUGCUAAAAGAUUUCCGGAUUUCCCUGAUUGAAUAAUGUAAUGAUAUCCUCCAUACAAAGGUUUGAAUUAAAGAAACUACACAAAUUAAAUAGUGCUGUGCAGGUUAUUUGAUACACCUAAACAAAGUUAAUGUGGGUUAUUGAACCAUCCUGUACUUAAUAAAUUGAGUGUAUUACUGAGUGAAUGCAGCAAAAUCCCCAUUCAUGUUCCCAACCUUUCACAUGUGUUUAAUGCUUCUAAUAUUUGUGUAAGUUAACAAGUAUCUC